Guillardia theta CCMP2712 is the source of this 354-nucleotide messenger RNA. RefSeq lists its product as hypothetical. Bases 1 to 354 code for a protein of 117 amino acids. The transcript has a single exon. Lineage: Eukaryota; Cryptophyceae; Pyrenomonadales; Geminigeraceae. The record is from RefSeq and is a predicted model, not a curated record.
AUGGCGAGACGGCUGGCAGCGCCUGCUGGCACCUUUGCCAUGGUGGGGGCGGAGAGUGGCGGAGAGGAGGGGCAAGGAGAGCGAUCGAUCGUAGUGACGCACAUGGGGGAGGAGGGGCUCGGAACCAUCGACUAUGACGUGUUCACAGCAAGCAACACGGGUCUUCUGAACUUGAAUGCUGUCAAGAAGAGAUUCGGGCUGUCUGUCGUACGUGACUUGAAUGGGAUAGAGCUGGAGGAGGAUGGAGAAGGAUACACAUCGGUAGAUGAGCUUCUCACAGUCAGAGGUAGCUUAGACAUCACAGGAACGAUGAAACCAAUUUGCUUGAAACGAACGAAUGAUACCAAGGAAUGA